Messenger RNA from Trichobilharzia regenti, 795 nucleotides. NCBI's taxonomy places the organism in Eukaryota, Metazoa, Platyhelminthes, Trematoda, Strigeidida, Schistosomatidae. The record is from the annotation of a GenBank genome assembly.
AUGACGAAAAGAGUUCGAACUCAGAAGCAACUGUCAGUGAACGACAUUGAGGACGAGUUACCUGAACAGAUGAAGUGUUGCAAGUGGGAACCAUCGAAGUGGCGUAUUCAACUCGAUAACAUUCGAAAGAUGCGCGAAAGUCGCGAUGCGCCUGUAGACACUAUGGGUUGUGAAAGACUAGCUAACGAAUCAGAAGAUCCAAAAACGUUCAGAUUACAGGUAUUGAUAAGUCUUAUGCUUUCAAGUCAAACGAAAGAUCAAGUUACAGCUGCUGCUAUGGAACGUUUGAAGUCAAGAGGAUGUACUUUAACAAAUUUAAUAAAUAUGAAGACAGAAGAAUUGCAAGGAUUGAUAUAUCCAGUCGGUUUUCACAAAACCAAAGCCGUGAAUAUAAAAAAGACAUGUGAAAUCCUCAAAGAAAAAUUUGACUCAGAUAUUCCAAGAAAUGUUAAGGAAUUGUGCACACUGCCUGGUGUCGGUCCGAAGAUGGCGCAUUUAGCAAUGCAGUGUGCAUGGAAAGAAGUAACGGGUAUUGGUGUUGAUACACAUGUGCACCGAAUCGUCAACCGUUUAAGAUGGACUAAGAAACCAACUAAAACCCCAGAAGAAACUCGUAUUAUGCUGGAAGAAUGGUUGCCAAGUGACUACUGGAGAGAGAUUAAUUGGCUACUAGUCGGUUUCGGUCAACAAAUAUGUCGUCCAGUGAAUCCAAAUUGUGUGGAUUGUUUAAAUCGGUCAAUCUGCCCAUCAUCCACGUCAAAAGUGAAAGCAACAACAACGAAGAGUAAAUCAUGA